Molecule: messenger RNA, 1216 nt
Organism: Branchiostoma floridae (Florida lancelet)
Lineage: Eukaryota; Metazoa; Chordata; Leptocardii; Amphioxiformes; Branchiostomatidae
Product: calcium vector protein
Exons: 7
Coding region: 146-634 (162 amino acids)
Cellular component (GO): cytoplasm; myosin II complex
Molecular function (GO): calcium ion binding
Source: RefSeq, a predicted model, not a curated record
AAGAGACAUGCAUCCAUUAUGCAAAUCAGCCUCCUUUUUAAAAGGGCUUCACGGCGGUCUACAUAUUUACCCAAUAGUUGCGAUAGCUCCCUACCGUGGAUAGUUUUGCACAGGGUCUCUACAAGCCUUCCAAUCCAGCAACAAAAUGGCCGCACCAAAGGCAAGGGCGUUGGGUCCAGAGGAGAAGGAUGAGUGCAUGAAGAUCUUCGACAUCUUCGACAGGAACGCAGAGAACAUCGCGCCGGUUUCAGACACCAUGGACAUGCUGACCAAGCUGGGCCAGACAUACACCAAGAGGGAGACGGAAGCCAUCAUGAAGGAGGCCCGGGGACCCAAGGGAGACAAGAAGAACCUCGGCCCUGAGGAGUGGUUGGUCCUGUGCUCCAAGUGGGUCCGUCAGGACGACGAGGAGGAGAUCCUGAGGGCGUUCAAGGUUUUCGACGCCAACGGAGACGGUGUGAUCGACUUCGACGAGUUCAAGUUCAUCAUGCAGAAGGUCGGCGAGGAGCCCCUGACAGACGCCGAGGUAGAGGAGGCGAUGAAGGAAGCCGAUGAGGACGGCAACGGUGUCAUCGAUAUCCCCGAGUUCAUGGACCUGAUCAAAAAGUCCAAGAAUGCGCUGAAGGAGGCUUAAGUUAGUCCACAGGAUUCACAGAAUUUAUAAAUCUUAUGCGCCGUUCAAAGUCUGAACUGAUGAGAGAUUAACAUCGAGGGUGGAAACACCACACAGCUAUUGGGUAGAUCAUCUCUGACGUCACUUCCUGCCAGUCUUGACAUCAUCAUGACGUCACUUCCUGCCAAGCAGUGACGUCGUUACCCGGAGCAAAUCGCAACUACUCGUUCAUCGUUUUACUUAAGAUCCUUCAAGUAACUCAACACUACGGCAAGCCACACAUACAAAAAAAUUAGCUGUAAUGUUCAUUUUGGAAUGUGUACAAUUAACGUUUUUUUGCGACAUUACUGUACAUGUACUUUUCGGCAUAGUCUUAUUGGUGAGUUUUGAUACCGUUAAGUUAAUCAUACCUUAGUGUUAGUGUGAGGGGUUUUUGGAGGGAGUGUCCGGGAAUAUAGGGGUUUAUUAAAGCGUCUUUAUUUUCCAUCUGAGUAUGGUAAAAUUCAGAGCUUUGUUGUUAUUGCCAGCGCUCGACAUGGUUUGGUGACCGGCAUGUAACAUCAAGCGUGUACAACAUGUAAUAAAGUCUGUGUUGUCUUCGAA